CAGAGUGAUGUGGAGCUGAGGCUUUAUACUCAUACUAGAGCUAAUGGGAGACGAGGGAUGCGCAUCUGAACCACAAAGCUCCUGACUCAGUUUGGAAAAAAGCAGCUUUGGAGAACCACCAAGUCGCACCUCGAGAAGAAACUAGAUGUCUGUAUGAGAAAAAGUGAAGAUUUCCUCUCGACUAAGACAAGAGUGACAGCCAAGCCAAAAGGAGAGGAGUUCACUUUAAGGUCCCCUUUAGAGAGUAGAGAAAAACUACCGGAAUCCCUUGACUGAGAGGCUUCAGUCUUCUCUUCUACAGCAAGAUGCCUGUGAUGAAGGGCCUCCUCGCUCCACAAAACACCUUUCUGGACACCAUCGCAAACCACUUUGACGGCACUCACAGUAACUUCCUGCUGGGAAAUGCUCAAGGUCGCCAUGGCUACCCCAUCGUGUACUGCUCAGAUGGGUUCUGCGAGCUGACCGGCUUCGUUCGGACUGAGGUGAUGCAGAAAACUUGUGCCUGCAGCUUCCUCCACGGAGUUGAGACCAAUGAGAGCGUCAUCCAGCAGGUGGACAAAGCUCUGGAGGGCCAGCAGGAGUUCCAGGGAGAAGUCUGCCUCUACAGAAAAAAUGGAAAUCCAUUUUGGUGCUUGUUGGAUAUUGUGCCGAUAAAAAACGAAAAAGGUGAAGUGGUGCUGUUCCUCUUAUCCUUUAAAGAUGUCAGUGAAACUUAUGGGAAGAGUCAUCGCUGCAACCAAGGAGACGGUAUGUCAGAUGCUGAUCACGAGAACAUCAAAAGCAAUCGAUCACACUUUUCCCAAGCCCGAGAAAGAGGGAGGACCAUCCUGCAGCACCUCAGAAACUUGUUCACGAAGACGGACAAGAGGAAACUGACCGGUGAUGUGUUUCAGAAACCAUCUCUACCUGAGUACAAAGUGGCAGCCGUAAAGAAAUCACGUUUCAUCCUGCUUCACUACAGCAUCUCCAAGGCCUUGUGGGACUGGCUCAUUCUACUGGCGACCUUCUACGUCGCUGUGGCUGUACCCUAUGACAUAUGCUUCGUCAGCCAUGUCCAGGGAAAUGGACAUGACUCUCUCAUCAGUCGCAGCACUAUAGGCACUGACAUCGCAGUGGAGAUGCUCUUCAUACUUGAUAUCAUCCUGAAUUUCCGCACCACAUUUGUGAGUCAGUCAGGUCAGGUGGUGUACGAUGCUCGAUCCAUCUACCUCCACUACUGCACCACUUGGUUCUUUGUGGAUCUGAUCGCAGCUUUGCCCUUUGAUCUUCUCUAUGUCUUCAACAUCACUGUGACUUCGCUUGUGCACUUGCUGAAGACGGUUCGUCUGCUGCGUCUUCUGCGCCUGCUACAGAAACUGGACCGCUACUCCCAGUACAGCGCUGUGGUCCUGACUCUGCUCAUGUCUGUGUUUGCCCUGCUGGCUCACUGGAUGGCCUGUGUCUGGUACGUCAUUGGACGCCAGGAGAUAGAAAGCAGUGACCCUGUUACCUGGGAUAUAGGCUGGCUUCAAGAACUGGGAAAGCGUCUGGACACGCCAUACAUCAACAGCACCACGGGUGGUCCCUCCAUGCCGAGCGCCUACAUUGCCUCUCUCUAUUUCACCCUCAGCAGCCUCACCAGUGUCGGUUUUGGCAAUGUAUGUGCCAACACAGACGCAGAAAAAAUCUUCUCUAUCUGCAUCAUGCUCAUUGGGGCCCUGAUGCAUGCAGUCGUCUUUGGGAAUGUAACAGCCAUCAUCCAGCGAAUGUACUCCCGGCGCUCUCUCUACCAUACCCGGAUGAAGGAUCUCAAGGACUUUAUCCGUGUGCAUCGGCUUCCCCAGAUGCUGAAGCAGAGGAUGCUGGAGUACUUUCAAGCCACCUGGUCGGUCAACAAUGGCAUCAAUGCCAAUGAGCUGCUGCGUGACUUCCCAGAUGAACUGCAAGCUGACAUUGCCAUGCAUCUGAACAAAGACAUCCUGCAGCUGCCUGUAUUCGAGCGAGCCAGCAGAGGUUGUCUGCGCUCUCUCUCCCUACACAUCAAGACCUCCUUCUGUGCACCUGGGGAAUAUCUCAUCCGACAAGGAGACGCCCUGCAAGCCAACUACUUCGUUUGCUCCGGUUCCCUAGAGGUUCUGAAAGAUGGCAUGGUCCUGGCCAUACUGGGUAAAGGGGACCUCAUUGGGGCUGACCUCCCAGAACAGGACCAGGUUAUCAAGACCAAUGCAGACGUGAAGGCGUUGACCUACUGUGACCUUCAGUACAUCAGUGUUAGGGCUUUCAGGGAGGUCCUCGGGCUUUACCCAGAGUACGGCAGUCGGUUCAGCUCCGACAUCCAUCAAAACCUCACCUACAACCUGAGAGAAGGCAGUGAAGCUGACGGAGUAACAAAGUUUCCAUGGUCGUCCAGGCUGUCCCAGGGUCGCGGUUCUGUGGACCAGAAACUGCCCUUCAUUAUCGAGUCAGAUGGUUUGUACCAUGGAGAAGAUGUAAAACACACUCAGCAAAGGAAGCUUCCUCUGUUACAUGAAACAGGCAGCCCUGUCCGUCAACCCUGCCUCAGCACGCUGUUGGGUGAGGAGCUCCACCACAUCAAUGCCUUCCGCCUUUGUCGAUCCCCUGUUCAGGGUGGCCGAGGCCGCAGCCCGUCUCCUCAGCCGUUCUUCUCCGAGGAGCUCUCUCCGUCUCCUCUGCCUGGUCUUAUUAGUGACUCAGGCUUGCCUGCCAAGCUGCUCAUGCCAUCCUUACCUUGUGUUAGUCCACUGAACCUGAGCCCAAGGGUUGUGGAUGGAAUCGAGGAUAAUGGCCGCACGUUUCAGUUUAAUUUGGAGAACAGCGACAUGAAGGCUAACGUCUCAGAACGGUUUCAGACGAGUGCUAACCUGCUUCAAGAGACAGAAGAAGUGAGACAGAACGUCAGCACACUAAACAAAGAGGUGAACAACUUGAACCAAGAAGUAUCCAACCUGGCAAAGGAGCUCCACGACAUGAUGCAUUUCCUACAGUCUCAUAUGACAAUGCUCCAUUAUCCCUCAACAGUUUCUAAAUAUUCUUAUGGCGUCCAAAUGUCUCCCAGCCCUAGUGUGACUGCCUCCAGCAGCUGGCAGCCUCAAGUGCCUUUACAUGGCUCCACUGGGCUGCACCUCCAUCAUGAAGCUAUCAGCCACCCUGCCAGAAACAUGUGGGGCUGCAAUAGGAUGUCCUCCCAGGCCAGAAGUUCGAGUUUGCUGCACUCGUCAAGCCCCAUGUCGUCGUGUUUGCACCUGUGCUGCUCCGACAGAGAAGGGACCACAGCCCACAGGUUGCAUUGCCAGUGUAGAACAACGCCUAAUUCUCCCUGCAUGUCCUACCAACAUGCCCAGACAGGUCCUUCCCUCCUCAGUCCUGCCUUCAGCAAUUUCCCAGUGUCCCAUUGUCAGGCCUCACAGGUGGCCUACAACACUUCGAUUCCCACCAUCAGCAACUCUCACCCAAUAUGUUCCCCGGUAAAUUCAAGCUACUCCCACUCAUCUCUGAGUGUCCAAACCAGUUCUGAUCCACCACAAAACCAGACUAACUCCCAGACACCCAUCCAUUCCUCCAUCACCCCCUCUGGCCUGCCGCAGUAUCACACCACGUUUAGCUCUCUGAGUCCUUUAAGAGUCCACACUUCAUUACGCACAGGGCACAAUCAGAUCCAUCAGGGUGCCAUCAGCGGCUCCAGGCAGGGUGAGCCAGAAGGAUCCAGCCCUGUGCAUCACAUACAGGGCGCGUCAUGUUCUCUGCUUGGGCAGGUUACAGACUGUCGAGCUUCACUGUAUCAAGAGAGGCCGGACAAUGUUGAAUAUCAAGACAUGAGCAUCAUUGCUCCAACUGUAGAAGUUCAACCACCUCUCUUGGACAUUGGAAGAAUACAAACGCCACAAUGAGGACCUCAGAGUCUAGUUGUCUUGUUUGUCGUACUUUAAAGACUUUAGGUGUGAAGGUUCAGUUACACUGACCAAAUGCAUGAGCACAUACUGAAACCCCUCUGCCAUAACUCAUUUAAACUUCAAUAUUGUAAUCAUUCUUUGUAGGAUAACCUGUGAUUGUGAAGUUGUUAGAGAUUGCAUAUUCUGUGAAAAAUAAAACUGUUACAGGCUAAAUUGUUUUAUAUAUGAUUACAAAUGCAUCACUCAGUCUAUACAUGUGUCUUUCAAUACACUAGCACAAGAAAGAAUCAUUGUAGAUAAUUCCACUGCUGCCAUCAGAGCAGAUACACCUUACCAGUUUAACCAGGCUUACAUGUGAUAUGCAUCUAAGCUCUACUGGUAUGCAGCGCCACUCAGUGGUGACAGUUGGUUGUAUCAUUUCAUAAUUAAGAACAAAGAAACCAACAUAAAAUAAUAUGUACCGUAUAUAUUCUGAUUAUUGACAUUAAACUGAGAAUAAAGUUUUGUGAAAACAGAUAUAAUCUGGAGUAAAACUGUAUGGUUGACAAUGAAAAUCACAUUUUUUUUUGUACUGCACAUUUUCAGAGAUGUAGCCUACUAGGGUUUGUUGUGGGCUUUGCCACUUACUUUUCAGAUUUAAGAGAUAUUUGAGAGAUGUUUUGUUUAAUUUGCGGUAGAAAACUUUAAAAACUGGUCAAGUUGCUGCACAGCACCUGUGUAGUUCCUACACCAGCUUUCCUGAACAAUUUGCACUUUUUUCUGCUUGAACCAUUCAUGACCUUUUACAGAUAAUGGAGCACUCUAAAAGCUACCCCUAGUUUUUCACGCACAUACAAUGGACUGCACUUAUAACAAGGACUAGCUUUAAUUUACUUUGGAGGGCAUUGGGAUUCCUGAACACCUUACAACUACUCUUUGUCAUGUGUUCUUAACUAUGAA
Molecule: messenger RNA, 4829 nt
Organism: Labrus bergylta (ballan wrasse)
Lineage: Eukaryota; Metazoa; Chordata; Actinopteri; Labriformes; Labridae
Gene: kcnh4a
Product: potassium voltage-gated channel, subfamily H (eag-related), member 4a
Biological process (GO): potassium ion transmembrane transport; regulation of membrane potential
Cellular component (GO): plasma membrane
Molecular function (GO): voltage-gated potassium channel activity
Source: RefSeq, a predicted model, not a curated record